AUGUCCGACCGAGAAACUGCAAACGUAAACUUAGACUUAGUAGGUAAGCGUUCGAUAAAAAGCGUUGAUAAAAAGAAAAAUAAAGAAGCUCAACAAGAAUCCAAUGAAUUAUUAUUAAGUGGUAAUACUCCCUUUGCAACUGGUGGCGCAGCCACAACGGAAUGUAAGGCUGGAACAUCUGAAAAGGAAAAAUGUACUCCACCCUCUGUAGAAAAUAACUGUCGUAUCUGUAACUCUGAGGAUGAUAGUCGAAUGGUACAAUGCGACAAUUGCGAUGGUUGGUAUCAUUUUGCAUGUGUGGGCGUUUCACAAGAAAUAGAGCACCAAGAUUGGAUUUGUACGGAAUGUGAGUCAGCAAAAAGUUCGCAGGAGAAUGCAUUAGGCGCUAAAAAGAAAACUGUAUUGAAAUCGAAACCACUCCAAACUAAGGAAGAAGACAUUAAACAGAAGGUUACGGUUGGUGAUGUGUUUCUGGAAUUACACGAUCAGAACCAGAAACAAUCUCGAAAGUCGUUGAAAGAAGGAUCGGUGACUUCUGGGUUAUCAAAAAAGUCGGCAAAGACAUUGUUGACAAUACAACUCCAGAAAAUUGAGGCUGAAGAGGCGCUUAUGAAGGAAGAAAUAAGGCGAAAGAGAGAGUUAAUAGAGAAAAAAUUCAGUGUAUUAGAAGAAAUAGCUGAAAUAGAAUCAGAAACGAAAUCCGCUGGUGUGCCACAUACUAGUUCAAUGGUGAAGGUGAAAGAAUGGUUGAACGAUGACCAGGCGAUGAAUACUGCAGAUAGAGAAGCUCAUGGUGACGAAGAUUUAUGUGAUUCCGAUAAUGAUGCAGCGAUAUCAGGCAAAGGCGAAGAGGCGUGCGAAGAUGGAAGUCAACAUAACUUGUCAGGUCAGCAGGUGAGGAUCAGCGUAAAUCUGAAUUCAAUCCACCUAAGCGAUCGACUCCAAAUCACUCGCGAGCAGAUUGCCGCCCGCCAGGUUGUACCACGCGAUUUGCCAAAGUUCAGCGGUAAUCCCGACGAUUGGCCAAUGUUUUUCUCCACCUAUGAGAGUACAACGACAAUGUGUGGGUACAGAGACGAAGAAAACAUGAUUCGCCUACGAAACUGCCUGAAAGACGAAGCUCUCGCCGCUGUUCGAAGCUUCCUCAUGCACCCCUCAACCGUUUCCAAGGCAAUAGCAGCGCUCAAGCUACGAUUUGGACAACCACAUACAAUAAUUAGAUGUCUUGAGGAGAAAAUAUUGGCGAUGCCUCCAAUAAAGGGAGACUCCCUGGAUCGACUAAUAGAUUUCGCCUUGUCGGUACAGAAUCUGUGUGCCACUAUUGACGCGUGUGGAACGAAGGAAUAUAUGAAAGAUGUUACGUUACUCCACGAAUUAAUCAACAAACUGACAUCAUCCCUGAAACUUGAUUGGGCAAGGUAUCAGAGAACACUGAGCAAAGUCAAUUUAGCAAUUUUCAAUAAAUGGAUCUAUACGUUAGCCGAAGAUGCAUGUGCAGUUACUGAACCACACAGCAAUCAUAAGGGUAAAGUUUUCCUAAAUGCACACUCGGAAGAGCCCGCUGUCGUUGAAGAAAGAUCGUCCAUCGGUGAGUCAAUACAUAACGCGCGGGUUGCCGCUGCUACUCACGCUAAGUCGAGUAAUUCUUCACCGUUUGAAUUGCUGCCACGUGGCUCGAAUACAGACGUCAUAAAAAAUGCCCAGUGUGCAAAGGCGGAUGCACAAGCGUCGGAUUAUGUAAUAUCUUCGAGAGACUGUCAUAUGGUCUAUAGCACGCGGGAUGAAAAUAUGCCGAAGGUGCCUCAAACAACACAGAGGAGGCUGCAGUGGCAAAGUUUGUGGGAAAAAUGGAUCCAAUCGAGUCGCGAAUCAGAACAUGACCUUCACACGCACCAAACGGUUUCGAGCGGUGGAUUGUUCCGCUACGUCCCAGUAGAGCUGUAUGGAGCUAGGAAACAUAUUCGAUGCUAUGCAUUCCUUGACGACGGUUCCGCCCUUACACUUAUGGAUCAGCAAAUUGCGGAUGAUCUUGAAUUAUUCGGAGCGGUCAGUCCCCUGUGUUUAAGAUGGACUGGAGGUACACACCGUUACGAAGCGAACUCCCAAAUUGUGUCGGUGGACAUAUCUGGGUGUGAAGGUAAAAAGUAUCAUCUCCGUGAGGUAAGAACUGUAGGGGAACUACAACUGCCAUAUCAAUCCCUCGACAUGGAAGAAUUGCAAAGGAAACAUCCGUACUUGUCAGGUCUACCAAUAAAUUCCUAUCACGAAGUACGUCCUCGCAUCCUGAUAGGGUUGAAACACGCCAACAUCACCCUAGUUAGACGCAGUCGCGAAGGGCAACAGGGUGAACCAAUUGCUGUGAAAACCAAUUUGGGAUGGACGGUCUUUGGAGUUAUGCCCGCGGAGCAGUCUACGAAUAUGGUACAUUAUACCUACCACAUAUGUUCUUGUGAUGGAGUUUUGCAACAAGCUGUAAAAGACUAUUUUUCUCUCGAUAGCUUAGGAAUAGCGAAGUUAAGUCAUACGUUCAGUUCCAAUGAAGACGAGAGAGCUUUGUCACUAUUAAAUUCGCUAACACGUUGCAUGGGGGAACGCUUCGAGACGGGCCUCCUUUGGCGCUAUGAUGACGUUCGGUUGCCAGAUAGCAGGCCUAUGGCUCUCAAACGGGCAAAAUGUCUUCGAAGCAGAAUGACAAAGAACCCUCAAUUGGCAGAUUCACUUAACAACAUAAUCGCCGAGUAUCAAUCGAAAGGUUACAUCCGAAAAGUUUCGCAGAGUGAAUUGGUUACGACUUCUCAGCGUGUGUGGUAUCUUCCAAUAUUCCCGGUUUUUAAUCCCAAUAAACCCGGUAAAUUGAGGAUUGUGUGGGAUGCGGCUGCGCCGGUACAUGGAACCUCACUCAAUUCUGUUCUUCUGACUGGGCCAGAUCAGCUAACUUCACUCAUCUCAGUACUGCAAAAAUUCAGAGAACAUCGAUUCGCAAUUUGUGGGGAUAUCCUUGAGAUGUUCCAUCAAGUUAGUAUUAGAAAAGAAGAUCAGCAAUGUCAACGAUUUUUGUGGUAUGAAGGUGACGAACAGGAGCCUAGUACAUUUGUGAUGCAGGUGACCUUCGGUGCGUGCUGCUCUCCGAGUGCAGCUCAAUUUGUGAAAAAUAAAAACGCAAAGAGAUUCGAAGUCGAGUUCCCGCGUGCCGCGGCUGCUAUAAUGAAAAACCACUAUGUAGAUGAUUGGCUUGCAAGCGCUGAGACGGAAGAAGAGACUAUUGAACUAGCGAGAGCAGUCCGGCACGUUCAUGCGAAGGGUGGGUUUGAAAUGCGGAAUUGGGUGUCCAACUCCCCUAAGAUUUUAUCAGCCCUUUGCGAGAGACCAACAGGUUCCAAAGAUUUGAACUUAGGAGCUGCAUUAGCUGCGGAGAAGGUAUUAGGAAUGUGGUGGGAUACAUCGACAGAUUCUUUUGCCUUCAAAAUUUGUUGGACGCGGUUGGAUCAUGAUCUUCGGAACGGAUGUCGACGACCAACGAAACGAGAAAUGCUCCGUAUACUGAUGACCAUUUUUGAUCCAUGA
Molecule: messenger RNA, 3564 nt
Organism: Toxorhynchites rutilus septentrionalis
Lineage: Eukaryota; Metazoa; Arthropoda; Insecta; Diptera; Culicidae
Exons: 3
Coding region: 1-3564 (1187 amino acids)
Source: RefSeq, a predicted model, not a curated record